This is a messenger RNA of Vanderwaltozyma polyspora DSM 70294, 1557 nucleotides long. RefSeq lists its product as uncharacterized. The transcript has a single exon. The record is from RefSeq and is a predicted model, not a curated record. NCBI's taxonomy places the organism in Eukaryota, Fungi, Ascomycota, Saccharomycetes, Saccharomycetales, Saccharomycetaceae. The coding region runs from base 1 to 1557 and encodes 518 amino acids.
AUGAAUAUUUAUCAAACUAUUUCAAGUGUCAAGAGAGAUCUCAAUAUAGUAUUUACUAAAUUUAAAACACGGUUCAGAGUUAAUGUCAUUGUUGCAAUAUUAACAGUAAUUCUUUUUAUUAUUAUUUUUAUUAUUAUAUCAGUACAAUCAAACCAUAUUGAUGAUCAAAUAACAAUACAAGAGGUGGUAAAGUAUCUCAUCUCUGAUUUUGAUAUACUCAGAUAUGAUAAAAAUAUCAGCCUACCUGGGAAUAUCACAAGAGAACAAACCCCUAAUGAUUUUAAAAUAAAAGCUCUCACAAAUAUCAUCAAGGAGAAGUUAAAAAAGGAUGUAUAUAAAGGGUUCAAGGCCUGUUUAGAAAAGGAAACCAUCCAUUACUCUGGGUUCAACUCAAUACAGACGCUGACAUUUUUUUGCAUCAUUAACAAUGAGAAUUAUAAAGGUAAUAAAAAAUUGUUACCAAUAAUUCAUAGAUAUUUUAUCUCGGAACAAAAUAUCAAUUUAAUGAUUAUUAUUUUAAGUCUAACGGUUUUUAGAGAACAACUGACCUCACUAUUUUAUUUUGAUCAACCAACUUUGCCUUUUGAGUCUAAAAUUCAAGAAAAGCCUACUUCAACUCCAGCAUAUAAAAUGAAAGAAACUGAAUAUCCACCAACAGUAUUCACUGAUUUAAAAAUCCAUAAAACUGAGAGAAUUCAAGAAAAUGUUUCUGUUUUGUAUGAUUCUACUGAGACUAUCAAUGAUGUCACAUCUGAUAGCACUGCUCGAUUAAUUGACGAUAUGUAUGAUAAUAAUAGUGAUGAGGACAACGAAUUACCUAGCAAGCCAGAAAACAACAGAGAAUUUAAGCUCAAAAAAUUAAAUUUAAUAAGGAAACAUUUGAAAAUAUUUGAUAUAGGUUCCACUGCAAAGAAGAAUCCUUCAAAAUUGAAUUCAGUAGUCUUAGCCAGAGCCAAUAAAUUUAGAAGUCGUUUUACAUCAAGACAUAGUACUUCUGAAUUUGUCAAACGUAGAGUUGAGAGUAUUCUUGAAAGAGAACAGAAUGUACUACAAAAAGGAGGUAUAAAGGAUUGUGAUAGCAUAAGAAGUUUUAUCGAUUUACAUGAUUACAAUAAUCAGCAGAACUCUCUAGUGAUCAGUAAUAAAAAAUCGGACAGCAGCAACGAUGUUGUCACCGAUAGCGUCACUAAUUUGACAAAACAGAAUAGUGAAAGCGAAAACUCAUCAAUUUCAAGUUUUGAAAUGUUAUCAGAUUCUAAAAGCUUAAGACAUUUGAAGAUAGGUCCUGAUACUUUACAAUUAGACUUCAAUUUGACAGCUGCUGAGGAAAGAAAUCGGUGGGCGUCAUAUAUCAAAAAUUUAGAGGAAUCCAACGAUACAUCUUAUGAAAAUUUAUCUAAAAACCAAGAGUUUAAUAAACAGCUCUUUCAGAUAUAUAGAGAUAGAAUAAAGCUCUAUGACGUAGGUGGAAAACCUUUGCGACGGGUUAUGAUCCCAGGAAUAGGCUGGGUUUCACAUUAUAAGGCCCAGGAACUAAUGGGAGGACCUUCAAAAUAA